Messenger RNA from Trichophyton benhamiae CBS 112371, 4743 nucleotides. RefSeq lists its product as uncharacterized. Gene Ontology annotation, molecular function: actin binding; calcium ion binding. NCBI's taxonomy places the organism in Eukaryota, Fungi, Ascomycota, Eurotiomycetes, Onygenales, Arthrodermataceae. Gene Ontology annotation, biological process: actin cortical patch assembly; endocytosis; endosomal transport. The transcript is spliced from 4 exons. Gene Ontology annotation, cellular component: actin cortical patch; plasma membrane; mating projection tip. Bases 1 to 4743 code for a protein of 1580 amino acids. The record is from RefSeq and is a predicted model, not a curated record.
AUGCCCACGCCAAGACUUCUUCAGGCGGCGUCAUGUUUUGCCGCUUUCGGACUCUCCAACGUCAACUUCGACGCUGCGACGACGACAAAAACAUCUCAACUCCGGCAUCAAACAGCCAUCUUCACCUAUAACCGCAUUUCUUUUUCUUUUGCGCUUCCAUUUGUGUCUUAUCUUCCUCUUCUCUCGUUGAUAUUGUUAAUUCUUAAUCCCCGGAACCUCCAUUCGUUGUCCUCGCGUGCUGGUGUGAUGUACUCGUUUCCCACCGGCCAGCCAGGCCAGCAGCAGCAGUAUGGCGGCCAGCAACAACAGCAGUAUCCAGGCUUCCAGCAGCCGCAGCAGCAGCAGCAACAACAGCCUGGACCUUUCAUGCCUCAACCUACCGGCUAUGGAAUGCCCCAGCUCCAACCUCAGGCCACCGGUUUCCCUGGCGCCUUGCAGCAGCCGCAACAACACCAGCAGCAGGCUCCCCCUUUCCAGUCCUCCCUCCAACCGCCGCAGAUGACGGGCUAUCCUACCCAGCAGAACUCGAGUUUACAAGUGCCGCAGCCCACCAGCCAGGCUCCCCAGCCUACGGGCCAUACGUCGUCGCAAAUGGCGCAGUCGUUUCAAAAUAUCUCCGGGCAGGCUCCCGCGGCUCCUGCGAGGAGUGCGCAUGCUGGGUCAAAGAUACCGCCGAUGCGUUUGUCGUUUAUAACGGUGCAGGACCAGGCCAAGUUUGAGCAGCUGUUCAAGUCCGCUGUUGGAGAUUCGCAGUCAUUAGAUGGUGAGGUACUCUCAGAUACUACCAAGUCCGGCCGUCUUAUGUUUCCAGAGUUUGCGCUGGCCAUGUACCUGUGCAACCUCCGAAUAACAGGUCGCGAUUUACCUGCUACACUACCCGAUCGUAUCAAGAAUGAAGUCUCAAGCAUGGUCGACAUCAUCUCCUUUGCUGUGCCUGACGAUCACCCACCACAGGCACCCCGAUCAAACGCCCCCAACUUUGACCAGCCAUUGAUGCAGAAUACCUCCGCUCCUCCUGCGCCGCAACAACCACAGCCCCAGCAACCCUCUAACUCACAGCUUCUCUCACAAUUAACUGCCCAACCAACAGGUUUCUAUAACCAGGCUACUGGCUUUCAACCACCCAGUGCUAUGCAACCCCAGCCAACAGGGUUCCCAGGUGGUCUACGACCCCAGGUCACUGGCAUGCCGCAAAACCCCCAAGCCACCGGAUACUCAGGUCCCCGACCACCAAUGCCACCCAUGCCAGCUUCAUUCACUGCUGGACUAACCCCUGGUCAGACCGGUGGUGCUGCCCCAUUAACCGCCCAACCGACAGGGAUGCCUGGCCAGUGGGGAUUUGUCAAUGCACCAGCCACAGGAUUACCUAACAUUGAAGCACUCCAGCAGAGACUCAUGCCACAGGCCGGAAGGGAAACCGGUACAUUUACCACUGCCGGACUCGCUGGAAAUGCUACUAUUCCAUGGGCCGUCACUAAGGACGAGAAGAAAAUCUAUGAUGAGCUUUUCCGUGCCUGGGAUGGUUUAGGAAAGGGUUUCAUUGGUGGAGAUGUUGCCAUUGAGAUUAUGGGCCAGAGUGGAUUGGAACGUCAACACCUAGAACAGAUUUGGACCCUUUCCGAUCCCAAUAAUAGAGGCCGUCUAAAUAAGGAUGAAUUUGCCGUGGCCAUGCAUCUUAUUUACAGGAAACUUAACGGCUAUCCAAUUCCGAACAGACUUCCUCCGGAGCUUGUGCCGCCAUCAACUCGGAAUCUUAACGAUUCCAUUGGGGCCGUCAAGUCGAUGCUUUCCCAGGAUGCAGAAGCUAGGAAAUCUUCUGGCGCAUUCUUGCAGCCCCAGAAGACUGGUGUUAGUUACUUAAAGACUCACUCCUUUAAUAAUUCUGGAUCUGGUGGCGCUGGCUAUCCAAGGAAAGACGCCACUGUCUUCAAGAACAACGAUGAUGCCGUUGGAUACAAGUCAAGUGCUCGUCGUCGCAUUGGUGCCGGCCGGACUCCCUCACCGGCUACUUCCGUGCAGUCAGAGAAAUCUGACGACGACUUGUCCGUCGAGCAACUGAAGAAGAAAAUCCGAGAAACCAAGAUCAUGCUUGAUGCUACGGAUUUCAGAGACGAGAGCCAUGCCGAGGAAGAGCAAGCGAUGGAUCGCAGGGACAAGAGGGAGGCAGAGUCUCUCAUGGACAGAAUUCGCCGAGUUCAAGAUGACAUUGACACCGAUCCAAAGGCCUCGCUUAGAAAUCUGGAUUCUAGUGCUGAGCGUCGUAGCAUGCGCCGCCAGCUGCAGGCUUAUCAGGACCAACUUCCAGAGCUGGCCUCCAAUGUACGCAAGACUGAACGAGCUAUUGCUGACUGCAGGCUUGAGCUUUUCAGGCUGAAGGAUGCAAAAGAACACCCAGGAAGUGCAUUGGAAAUCAUCGGCACUGGUCCAGGCGGUGCGAUCACUGAGAGUGAUCGUAUCAAGGCCCGUGCUCGUGCAAGGAUGCAAGCCAGAGCUGCUGAACUGGCUGGCCGACCUGCCCCUGCCGCUGCAGAUGAAGGUGCUGCAGCUCGCAGAUUGGAAGAGGAAAGAAGCAAGAUUAAUUCUGAACGUGAGCGUAACGAUGCCAUGACUAGGGAUGUGGAGGAGAGCGUCAAGGAGUUCUCUGCCAGUCUUGAGGAUAGUCUUAAGGGUGACAAUGAGAAUUCUACUCGUGAACAUGAGCGACGGCGUUGGGAGGAAGCCCUCGGGGUUGAAGAUCAGAUCAGAGACCUCAUAUAUGACCUUCAGCGAAAUCGUAAGACAGCGAAGAUCAGAAAAGAGGAGUUAGUAACCCCCUUACUUUACAACAUACAUCAUUCCUGGCUAACAAAUGUCAUCUACAGGGAGAGAGAGAGAGCGAGCCGUGAAGCUUCUAGUGCAAACCAAUAUGGAAGCCAGGCUGAGAUCCAAUCCAGACCAAGUCCUGAGCCUCGCUCUUCAUCUCAGUCGCCAUCUCUUGUCGGAACAACGCACGAGCAAAGAGUGGCUGCUGCCAGGGAGCGAGCUCAGCGACGUAUUGCUGAACGGAUGGCUGCAGCUGGUCUCAAGCCAGCUGAUGCUGGAGAAUCUUUCAUGGAACGACAAGAACGUGAGAAGCGAGAAAGGGAAGAAAGACGCCUACGCGCCGAGGAAGAGGAUGCUAAGCGCGAACAAGAGAGACAGCGGAGGCUAGAGAGUGAGCAGGCCCCUGCUCCUCCACCAGCAAAGGCUGGACCAAAGAAAGCUCCACCACCUCCUCCAUCUCGCAAAGCCAGAUCGGAUUCUGCCGAGCAGAAUGAGACGAAGAAGGCCGAGGAGGAAGCCCUUGCUAUCAGAGCUAAGGAAGAGCAGGAAGCCGCUCUUAGACAGGAACAACAGGCUCAGGAGGCUGAGACGGAACAACUAGAGGACGAGACUAGGAGACAAGAGGAAGAACUUGCUCGUGAGAAAGAAGCUGCUCAGGCCCGACUCAAGGCUUUGGAAGAGCAGGUCCGCCAAGGCAAGAUCAAGAAACAGGAGCAGAAACGCCGCAAGCAGCAGGCAGAACAAGAAGCCAGGGAGAAGGAAGCUAAGCUUGCAGCUCAGAGAGCUGAGUUGGAAGCUGCGCAAGAACGCGAGCGUGAAUUGCAGCGACAGCUUGAGAGCCUUGGAGAUGAGGAAUCCUCUUCAGAUGAUGAAGGCCCUGGAUUCGUUACCCCUGAGGAUACUACCACGCCUACCCAAAGCCAAGUCCUGGAGGAGCCAAAGGCUACAAUCCCUUCGCCUGCCCUACCAGAACCAGUAGCACGGCCACCACCAGCACCUCAUAUCCCUGAAAUCAUAACAGAGGAAGAUGGCACGCAGGUAUUCCGUCCUCAAUCCCCUGAGCCUAUUAUCCAUCCAGUCAUGAGCAAGCCCAUCGUUCCUGAAACCGAGUCAAGGAACCCUUACUUCCGUCAACUCAGCCAGUCGUCUUCCGAGCCCGCAGCUGCAGAGACACCGGCACCACCAGCACCAGAAACCCAGUCAACCAACCCAUUCCACCGCCUUGCCCAAGACAACGCCAAAUCAGCUUUCUCGGUGGGAACCGCGGCCCUUCCCGGUCCACUCGAGCGUAAAUCUCGAGCUCGUCCUGAAGAAGAUGAUGAUUGGUCCGUCGCCGAGUCCGAGAACUCAUCUGACGACGACGACCGUGCUGCUGGCGGCAGCGCUAAGCAACUAGCCAGCAUCCUCUUCGGAACCAUGGCUCCUCCACGCCCUCUAAGCGCAAUGGAUGAGCCUCAAGAUUCGAAGGCUGCCACUCCACAACCAACCCAUAGCCCAAUUCCUCCUCCCCCGGCACCCCCAAUGCCCGCUUCCCCUAUCCCAACGGAGCAGAAAGACGAGGAACCAUUCCAAGAAGCACAAGAAACUCCAUCCAUGCCUCCUCCCGCACCUCCGCUCCCUGAUAUGGCUGCUCCAUCUGCUCCUCCGCCCCCUCCACCACCUCCGCCAGGCGGUGCUCCACCCCCACCGCCUCCUCCACCACCUCCUCCAGGCCCUGCCCCUGGCGGCGGACCCGGUGGCCCCAUGGGCAUGGGACGAGGUGCAUUGCUAGGAGACAUCCAAGCAGGAAAGGCUUUGAAGAAAGUCGUCACCAAGGACCGAAGCACGGCAAUAUCGGCCGGUCGUGUGUUUUUCGCUGUGAAUGUACUUCUUGUUUUCAUCGUUGUCGUCUCUCGCUAUAACCUGCUUCUUUUAACAUAUUUUGCUUGGAAAGAGAAAUAA